Molecule: messenger RNA, 10178 nt
Organism: Gryllus bimaculatus (two-spotted cricket)
Lineage: Eukaryota; Metazoa; Arthropoda; Insecta; Orthoptera; Gryllidae
Source: the annotation of a GenBank genome assembly
ACGCAAGAUCUUUAUUUCUUUGACCAUGCACUUGACAUAAAUCAGCUGUUCACGGUUUCAUCCAAUCGGGUGCUUGAACCCCCACAGUUCCUGUAGCGACAUUCUAAUUGAAUUAAACUGCAACAGAACAGUUGAUUUAUGUCAAGUGCACGACUACAUAAAUCGUACUAUAAGGGCUCAAGAAAACAGCAGAACAGAGAUGAAUCGAAUGCCCACACGAAAUUCGGUCAGACAUCUCGCGAUAUUAUACCAAUAUUAUACUAUCUGGCACGGUUUAAUAUAUAUUUCUUAUACCGUGUAUAUGGAUAUUAUUAAUUAUUACCUUUGUCAAUGCGAUUGUGUCCCGACCUGGUGUAAGACUCUUACACCACGUAAGUCCUUAGAUUACCUGGUGUAAUUUUCUUACGUCAUGUAAGGUACUCAACUCGUGUUACUGUGUAAGAAAAACACGACCUGGUGUCAAAUAAAAAAAAUUGGUGUUGAAGAAAUUUUAAAAAAUGUAAGAAAAACACCGUGACCACGGCGUAAGAUAAUAUUUUUUACGCCGUGCACAUAAUACAACCGCAAACUUAUAAUACUCUCUGUGUGCUAGUGACAUCGGUAAAUCUGAAGUGUCAAGUUGCAUCAGUGCUUAUAAUUGUAUGCGUCUUAGAUAUUGUCAUGACACUAACACCGGAAGGGCUACAGAUCGGUCUUGUCAGUUCCAGUCAGUUCUUAUAACUCCUCUAUUGACUUGCAUCAAGGCAUAGACAAGUUAGAAUUAUCAUAAAUUAUUGUUUUUCUCUCGAUUAUGCGGAGAGUUAGUAAUGUGGAAAUAUGAAUUUUACAAAUAUGAUCACCUGUUAAAGCGGUCAAUGUAAGUGAUAGACGACUUUGCCCAUCUUUUUCUAUUAUAUGCCCAAUCAUGGCAUCUGACGAGAAGUUAUUUUUUCGAAAAACUGUUCAGCAUUUGGCUCGAUCCUUAGCUGCAAUAAAGGAAACACCAUGGCAAAAGGUGAAUACGCUGUUUGCCUUAUGUCCACAAGAAACAACACAGGGUGUUUUUCGUUUGGAUCAAAGAGGACAAGAUGCUGUUAUUGCUUUGGGAAUUUACUUGUUAGAAUCAAAAUUACAACACAGUGACAAAAUAGUCCCAUAUCUCUUGAAAUUAUUGAAAGGUUUAGCAAAAGCUGUGUGGUUGGAUGAAGUACGAAGUUUGUCAUCAGAACGAAUUCCUGUAGCAGAAAGAUUCAGUUUUUGUUUGAACACUUUGCUAUCUGAUAUUGCAACGCAAUCAGAACAGCUUCGAGAAGAAGUAAUAUCUGCUCAGGUGGAUUUCCUUGGAGUAUUAACAAAUCUUUGCCGCCAAUACAAAGAGCAAAAUACACCCAGAGGUUCGACAGCAAAGUUAACUUUGUGCAAGUCUACAGUUCCCAUUUUAAUUGGUUUAGCACGUUCAAUGGGUCGAUACUGUACAUCUGAUCCCCCAUUAUUGUGUCGACUGUUCCCACGCACUGAACCUCCUGUACCUAAUCUUAACUCCUCAGAAUGUUCACUUCUAAAGAAAAGAAGUUUUUCAAAUUUCAGAUCUAUUAUUCCUCGUUCUUUGUCUGGUAACCUUCCCUCCUCUGAUGUUGUUUCCUUGGGAAGUCUAGAUUCAGCCGAUGUGCAUAUUGGGACAACCAAAAGGCCUUCCUUGCAAACAUACCCUUCUGUUCCCUAUGACCCAACAACAUACUUCUUCAGCAAAUAUGGAUCAAGUUUUAAUCAGUUUCCACACAUGCGGCUGAAUGAUUCAAUUGAAAAGAAAACAAUGUUGUUUUCUAUUGUUCAUUUACAGAGUGUUCUUGCUUUAGCAAAGAAACUGUUAACUAAAGAUAUGCUGAGUUUUUUGGAUGAUCAAGCUGCAGAAGUGUCUGCAUCAAAAAUGAUAAAAAUAUUUCCUUACAAAACAUUUAGUGAGACAAUGAACUUGGUAAUGGUUACAUUAUUGCGCGAACUGCUUCAGUAUCAGAAAGAUUUACCAAGUCCAUUUACAAAAGAUGUCCAAGAGUUUGUGAAGGGCUUGUUUCUAUCAGGACAAACAGAACUUCAGAGUCGUCAUCAUGAUGCAAGUGAAAGAGAAGACAGAGAGAAUAAAUUCACUACUGUCAAUAAAUUUAAAGUCAAUGUAAUGGCUAAUUCUGCUUGUGUUGAUCUUCUGGUGUGGGCCAUAGGAGACGAAACAGGAGCUGAUAGUUUAUGUGGACGUCUCACUGAGAAAAUAAAUUGUAACCAAGGCCACAAGCUUGUUCUCGCUCAUAUGCCUCUUCUAAUGGUGUGUCUGGAGGGGCUAGGCAAACUGGCUGAAAAGUUCCCAAAUAUUGCAAGCACUUCUAUAUAUUGCUUACGUGAUUUCUUAGUCACACCUAGUCCUAUUCUUUUUAAAUUGCACCGCCAGCAUAGUGAAAACAAAGAAUCAAAGUUAAAAAUAACAGUGCAAGGAAAAGAUGUCCAUGGGGAUACCCAUACAACUUCCACUGCUCAAACAGCCUUUGAAAAAUUACGAGAUGCUGCUAUUGAGAAUCUUUGUAUUGCAUUGAAGGCAGCCUACAGUGUAGAUCCAUAUUGUGUUCGUGCUCUGGUUGCUGCAGUCUCUAAUAGACUUUUUACUGCUGAGAAAUCUGAUAGUGAAUCUUCGUUAAUAUCAACAAACAUUGUAAUAAUGCUGGGCCAUGUUGCUGUUGCUCUUAAGGAUACCCCUAAAACAACAGAAACUAUUCUGCAGUUUUUUCAACAACGUUUUUGCCGCGCUCCAUCAACUCUUGACAUUCUAAUUGUAGAUCAGCUAGGGUGCAUGAUUAUUUCAAAGUGUGAGAAUCAAGUGUAUGAAGAAAUAAUGAGGAUGUUUACCAUGAUAACAGUAGAAGCUAGUAAUGCAGCGUACUCACAAUCUGCAACUGAUGAUCGAAAAAACCAAUACAGGCAUGUUUCUGGAGCUGUAGUAAAUGCAUUAGCAAAUAUUGCAGCCAAUUUGCAAGGAGAGGCUGGAAUGCACGAACUUCUGGUUAGACUUUUAGAAUUGUUUGUACAAUUAGGGUUAGAAGGCAAACGAGCUUCAGAGAAGGCUCCUGCAGCCCUCAAGGCAUCAAGCAGUGCUGGAAAUCUAGGAGUUUUAAUUCCAGUAAUAGCAGUUCUUAUGCGACGACUUCCACCUAUUCGUCACCCUAAGCCCAGACUACAUAAGCUAUUCAGAGACUUCUGGUUAUAUUCUGUUGUCAUGGGAUUCACUGCUGCUGAUUCAGGACUGUGGCCUAAUGAAUGGUAUGAUGGUGUGAAAACAAUUGCAGUUAAAUCUCCUUAUCUUGUGUCUCAAACAUCUUCAAGAUCAGAAAUGCGAGAGCUUCAGUACACAUCUGCAGUUCGAAAUGAUAGUGUUUCAUUGGCAGAACUUCAGGACCUGAAAACACAAAUUUUAAAUCUCUUGGAACAUCCUGCUGAUGUUACUGCUUUUGUAAAGGCUCUUUCAUUUGCUCAAUGCACAUAUCUACUUUCAGUAUAUUGGUUAGAAAUUCUCAGAGUACAGAAUUCAAGCGAACCUAGUUUGCAACCUAUUUUGGAAUAUCUGAGUGAUUCUGCAUUGCAAAAGGACAAGUCAGGAAUGUGGGCUUGCGUGUGCAGUGUGGGAGACACAGUAUUUGCAAAAUUUAUAGAAGUAAUGUCCAAUAAACCAAAAGAUGAAAAUCGUGAACGCGAAUUGGAGGAUCAUGCGCAAUACCUUCUUAUUAAUUUCAACAAUACCCAUAAACAAAUUCGCAGAGUUGCUGAUAAAUAUUUAUCUGGCCUUGUUGACAGAUUUCCUCAUCUGCUAUGGAACUGUCGCGUGUUGUGGAGUAUGUUAGAUAUUCUACAAGUUUUAUCAUACUCUUUGGAGUUGGAUCCUAAUGAAGAGACUCCUACUCUUAAAGUGCCAAGCACUCCGUACAGUGUUCAACUAAUGGAUACAUUGGAGGCCCGUGAAACAAUAGUGAAAGACUUUGCAGCACGUUGUCAAGGUAUUGUGCAAGAAGCUAUGAAAUGGGCUCCACAUGCCACCCGAUCUCAUCUCCAGGACUACUUGAAUCAGAUUCCUAGCUCUGGUAUGUGGCACCAUUCUGGUUUAGCUCUGGCGACAGAAAGUGUUUUACAGUAUACUGGGCUAAACCUACAAUCUGCUCCUCUGAGUGCCAGCAUGUUGGACAAAAGACCAAAUUGUGUGAAAAGUGAUUCAUCAAGAUUUGUUUCAUCUCUAACUUUACGCAGUAGAUAUGCCGGAGAAGUAUCAGGCAUGUUGAUUGAACUAGAAGGUAAAGGUGAAGUAGAAAGAAAUUUGUUGAUUACUCGACUUAUUCAAGCUGUAUGGCAUGCUUGCAAGCAACAAGACAACACUGCGCACCGUGGUGCAUUAUGGAGGGCUACUGCUAUGCUGAUAUCCACCCCAGGUGCCUACCGACAACUUCUGCAUGUGGUAGCAUGGUCACAAGUUGAACUGUUCUCUGAAAUUGCCAUGACAACGGCUGUGGAAUGUUGGCAAUGGCUAGUCACUGCUCGUCCAGAUCUGGAAUUACGCUUUCUGCAAGAAAUGUUAGCUGCAUGGCAGUGCACCAUUGACAAAAAAUUGGGAUUAUUCUCAGAAGAAAGAGAUGAAGUUAGUCCAUUAGCUGCUUACGAAGGCUGCAGGCUAGAACCUGAUCCUCCUUUUGUCAAACCUCAUGACAUAUGGGUUCAGUUCUUAUCUGAGUUAGUAGAGACGGCAAAAUACUGCAGUCAAGAGAAAGUAGAGAUGUUAGCAAUGCUUCUACAUCGCUCUUUACCCAUGGCUGUAGGCACUCUUGACAGUCACCAGAAUCGUCAUGUGGCUGCAAUUGGUGUUCGAUUCAGGUUAUUAGCAUGCGGCUUGUCAUUACUGCAAGGUGAUGUUUUACCUCGCUCCCUAAGUAAAAAUGUUCUUCGAGAGCGUAUUUAUUGCAAUUGCCUGGAUUAUUUUUGUUGUCUUCCUCGUUGCCCUACCCAGCGUGGAGCUGAACUUCGGGAUGACAUAUUAGUCUUGGUACGAUUCUGGCAGACAAUGCAUUCUGAUAAAAAAUACUUGAAGGCUAGUGUUGUUGGAGAUUUUGACAUGUACGGACCAGCAUCGUCAUUUUCUUCAAUGCAGUCAGAUUUGCGUUCAACUUCUGGAGAUUUUGCUAGGCCAGCCACUGUGGGUUGGAUUAAUACAGUUCCUUUGUCUUCGAGUACUAACACUCUGUCAAAGAGAUCUACUCGAAGUAAGAGAAUUGCCAAUGCCGAUGUAUUUGUUAAAGAUUACAUUAAGAAAAGGAACCUUAUUUUGGAAUUGCUGGCUGUGGAAAUUGAAUUUUUAUUAAUAUGGCACAACCCCAUGGGUAGACCUGAGUUACAAGUGCCAGGUGAGGAUAACAUAGCUGCUUGGAGAUCAAAAACCAUUACAGAGCGAAUGUGGCGGGACAAUACACGUCUUGCCUGGGAGAUAAGUCCAACUUUGGCAGUUUUCUUACCAGUAAGAUUGAAAAAUUCUGAAGUAAUUAUCAGAGAAGUAUCCCGCCAGAUUCGACUAAAUCCCAUUGCUGUUUCACAUAUUGCUCAUGCUUUGUCAUAUCUGGUUACUACUGACACACUUCUGAAUGAUGCGACUGAACUCGUCCAUAUGUUGACAUGGGCAAGAGUAUCUCCUAUUCAAGCCCUAGCAUUUUUCUCAAGACAGUUUCCUCCACAUCCUAUAACUGCACAAUAUGCUGUUAGAGUUUUGAGCAGUUACCCUGCAGAUGCUGUACUUUUCUACAUUCCUCAGUUGGUACAGGCCCUACGACAUGAUACGAUGGGUUAUGUAAUGGAGUUUAUAAAAUAUAUUGCCAAGCGAUCACAAGUGGUAGGUCAUCAACUUAUAUGGAACAUGAAGACAAAUAUGUACUUAGAUGAAGAUAUGCAGCAGAAAGAUCCUGUUUUGUAUGAUCUUCUGGAAGGUUUGACAAAGAGUAUUGUAUCUUCUUUGUCAGGACCAGCCAAACAAUUUUAUGAACGUGAAUUUGACUUUUUUGAAAAAAUUACUAAUAUUUCAGGGGAAAUUAGACCUUUUCCUAAAGGUCCUGAGCGGAAGCGUGCUUGCCUUGAAGCAUUAAGUCGUAUACAAGUUCAGCCUGGUUGUUAUUUACCAUCGAACCCUGAAGCUAUGGUUUUGGACAUUGAUUACAAAAGUGGCACCCCAAUGCAGAGUGCUGCAAAAGCUCCAUAUUUAGCCCGAUUCAGAGUUCGCCGAUGUGGCAUAAAUGAGUUGGAAAAUUUAGCAAUGGCCGUUUCACAACAAGGCAAUAUCUCUAACAUGCUAAUGAAUAUGGCAAGUCAGACACCUAAUAAAGAAGGUGAUGGUUUAUCCACUGAACUCUGGCAAGCUGCUAUAUUUAAAGUUGGUGACGAUGUAAGGCAAGACAUGUUGGCAUUGCAAGUGAUUGGAAUUUUCAAAAAUAUUUUCAUGCAAGUAGGAAUUGACCUGUAUUUGUUUCCAUAUCGUGUUGUUGCAACUGCUCCAGGAUGUGGUGUCAUUGAAUGUGUUCCAAAUGCAAAGUCUCGAGAUCAAUUGGGGCGACAAACUGAUAUUGGAAUGUAUGAAUAUUUUAUUAAGAAAUAUGGAGAUGAAACAACCAAAGAAUUUCAGAAUGCAAGACGUAAUUUUGUCAAGUCAAUGGCAGCUUACAGUGUCAUAGGCUUUUUACUACAGAUAAAAGACCGCCAUAAUGGCAAUAUAAUGCUUGAUGUUGAUGGACAUAUAAUUCAUAUAGAUUUUGGAUUUAUGUUUGAAAGUUCUCCUGGUGGUAAUUUGGGUUUUGAGCCUGAUAUAAAACUCACCGAUGAAAUGGUAAUGGUGAUGGGGGGGAAAAUGGAAGCACCUCCAUUCCGUUGGUUCAUGGAAUUGUGUGUUCAAGCCUAUUUAGCAGUGAGACCGUACCAAGAAGCUCUGAUUUCCCUUGUUUCUUUGAUGCUUGACACUGGACUUCCUUGUUUCCGAGGGCAAACAAUCAAGCUUUUGCGUUCCAGAUUUGCACCUCAAGCAUCUGAUAAAGAGGCUGCAGCAUAUAUGAUCAAUGUAUGUUAACUUGUUUUAGUGUGUAAAAUGAAUUUUGAUGUUUUGAAAACAAAAACAAUAAUUAAUCAAUUGAACUGUCUUUAAAAACAUUUAUAAUGAAAAGACAUUACAGUGAUACACAAGUGCGCCGUUUCGGUGUGUGUCGUAGCAACAUAUGUGAUCCUAAAAGACGUGAUGAUUUGGUUAUCAAUCGCAAUCGCAUUAAAGAUCUCGGUGAUUGGAUUGACCAUGCCACAACUGCUGGAAGGGUGUCUUUAUUGUUGCUAUGUGGCCCGCCAGGUUGUGGAAAGACUACUUGUGUUCGUGUUUUAGCUGAAGAAAAAAAUAUAGAACUUCUUGAUUGGACUACUCCUAUUGACUCAUAUGAGUGUUCAGAUAAUAAUGAAUAUCUCAAGUCAGUAAGUGUCGCUCAUAAGUUUAAAAGUUUUUUGCUUGGUGUAGGAAGGUAUGCACCAGUUGUUUCCAAUAAUAGUAUGUCAUUCAUAUCCAGAAGAAUAAUACUUGUUAAAGAUUUUCCUACAUGUUUUCUUUCGUCUCCUGACCAGUUCACAGAAAUUAUUGAUAUGUAUGUUGGUCAUGGACACACACCUGUAAUAUUCAUUUGCACUGAAUCUGUUAAAAAGAAAAGUAAAGAUAUUGCGUAUGAACUUUUUAGCGAGGAAUUCAAACAAAGACAUCGAAUUUUACAGAUGUCUUUUCUGCCUGUGCCAGUGACCAGUGUUGUGAAAGCCUUAAAACGUGUUGUGCAGAUUUUGCGUGUUUCAGUUAGUGAUGAAUUAAUGCGUGAUAUAGCAACUGAAUCUCGAGGAGAUGUUCGUAAAGCUAUAAAUGACUUGAAUAUUUUGUCAGUUAAUUCAUCCCAGCCAAAGAAAUCUACAUCUUCUGUAAAUAAAAAGUUAUCAAGGAACCAAGAUAAAACUAAAAAUAGUUCUUCAAAAGACACUGAUAGAGAAACAACUGGUUUAUUUCAUUCUGUGGGACGUGUUUUGUAUGCAAAACGUGAUGUACCCAAUGAUGUUGUCAAGAAAGGUAAUAACACAUUUAUUGAUCCUCGUGGCAAUUUAGUUCACAAACCUUUAGAAAUAGCCAAAGAAUUUUGUCAUUAUGCCAACCAGUUUGUAUCUUUGGCUCAUUCCAAUUAUUUGGAUAUCUUUUCCUCUAUUGAAUGUAUUGCCAAAGCUGCAGAAUAUCUUAGUGAUUCUGAUAUAAUCAUGUCUGAAUGGAGAGAGAAGGAACUUCUCUCUACAGUAGGUUUUAGCGUUGCAGUUUGUGGAUUCAUGGAGUCAAAUAUUGAUCCCAUUCGAAGAUGGAAACCUCUGAGAGGUUCUCAGUGGAAUGAUGAUUUGAGGAUAGCGGUUGAAAAUCGUAUUUCUGUAGAGAAUCUUCUUUCAGAUUAUUGUGUACCCAAAAAUGAUAUUAUUCUAGAAGUAGUGCCAACUAUGAAACUGAUGUGGUGUUCUAGAAAUAGAGACUCAAAACUUAUCAAAUGGUGUCCUAAGGGGUUUUUUCCACAUCGCCCAGAGGAAUUACUGACCGCAGUGAGAACAAUAAAAUCUGAUAUCUUAAUUUCCCCUCCUUGUCUUUUAGAAAAAAGUAGGAUUGACAGUGAUUCAGAAAUUCAUAUUUCUGAUGACAGUGAUUAAAGUACUAUCAUUCUCUACACAUGCAUAAUUGUAAAAUUUGGCUUAAAACAUAAAUUUGUAUACUAUACAAAUGUUGCGAGGUAGAUUUAUCUGUGAUUAUAAUAUGUGACAAAUGAAUUCACACAAAAAGUAUUUGAAUUGAAGGGAAAUCAAUAUUUUAGUUUCAUAAUUUGGAUGUACAUAUUUAUGAAACUUUUAUUUAUUUUGCUGUCAAUAAAAUGUGGUCAUGUAAUUUGGUGAUAAAUGUUUUAUGUUCAAAUAAACUGCAUGUGACGGCAAUACUUUUUCUUGUAUAUUGUUUGCUAAAUUUGUGGACACAAAUGCUUCAUUGAACUCUCCCCCAUUUAGAAUGAGUAUUUACUGAUCUUUCAUUAGUGUUUUCCAAAUGUAUUUUAUGUUGGAAUAGUUUAUCGCUAACUCUGGGAACAAUAAAACUGAUGUCAUUUUCCAGAAAAUUACAGUAAAUUUUUAAGUCUUAGGUUUUUGCUUUUAAUAUUGUAGUUGAACAUGCAACUUUCUUGUCAUUUAAUAAAAAACUAAAAUGAUAAGUUGUCAAUUAUAGUUUUGGAAUCUCGUGCAUCUGAAAAUUACAAAACAAACAUGCUUGGCCUUUUUUUAUUCAUGUCAAAAUAGGAUAGCUGAAAAAGUAAACUGGAACAGCUUUUCUCUUGUUAGAAACACCUGUUUUUGUGGACAAAUUAGGAUUUUUCUCUCCCACCCACUCCUCUGAUUUAGUAAGGUUUCUAGUAAUUAGGAGCAGUAAUAAUCAAUUAAGCAAGCCCAUUAAAAUAGUUGUAACCCAAUAUGUGAUGGUUAUUGUUUCAGAUUAUAAGCCCAAAUUUUGCAAUAAAACAACUUCCACAAUACCAAAGAUGUAAGAUUUUUUUUUUUUUUUUUUUUUUAGAUUUUACAGUAUUUAACGCUCAAAAAACAAACUUUUUUAGAUUCACUUAUAUUAUGUAUGCAUGCAGCCUACCUUCACUCUCAUCUUUAAAAUUCCAUCCAUCAUUAUUUAACUUGCCCUCAAUUGCGAAUAAAACUGCUACUAAUGUUAAUAAUGCAUGAAUCCAUGUCACUAUAAAAUUGUUGACAUGUUUUAACGAAUUUAUUGCUGCUCUUGAUACCCUUUUUCCCUACAUUUAAAUUUAUCAGAUAAGUAUAUCAAUAUAAGUCAAAACUAAGAGUGGUAUCAUUUAAUUAAGUUACAUUUUAAAUUAAAUUAAAACGUAAGUUAAUACAAUAUAAACAGUGAUUUUCUGUCUGAAACUAAAGGCUCAAUAAAUUUCUCAGAAAUGGUGAAGCUCCUAUUUGUCUUUGUGAAAUGUAAACUUGAUUGUGUUGAUUGAUCUUUUUUGUACCUUUAAACUGUAUGGAUUUGGAAAGAAAAGUCAAAGGAUGUAAUAUAUAUGCAAAUAAAACAUACCUGCUAAAUAACUAGG